Molecule: messenger RNA, 1299 nt
Organism: Diversispora eburnea
Lineage: Eukaryota; Fungi; Glomeromycota; Glomeromycetes; Diversisporales; Diversisporaceae
Source: the annotation of a GenBank genome assembly
AUGUCUACUAUUACUAUUAAUCCUCACCUACCAAAUGAUUGCCUUAGAGAUAUUUUUAAAUAUUUAACUCACCAGCCAAAAUCUUUACAUUCCUGUCUACUCGUUAAUCGUUUAUGGUGUGAAAAUGCGGUUCCCAUUUUAUGGCGAGAUCCAUUUCGUUAUAAUCGUACUUUUUAUUAUGAUUCAAAUUAUUGGAAAUCUAUUACCCACAUCAUUUUAUUAUGUUUACCUCAAGAAUCAAAAGAUAUUUUCAAAAGUAAUAAUAUCAAGUUACCAAAAUUAUCUUCAAAACCUCCUUUAUUUGAUUAUGUGGGAUAUUGUCAAUAUAUUUCAUGUCAAGAUAUUUAUGAAAUUAUUCCUGAGAUAAUAGGGUCUGAACAAUCUUUCGCUGACAUCUCUUGGUAUUACAAUCUAAAUUUAGUAGAAAAUGAAAUUUGGAAAAUGUUCAUGAAUAGAUGUCAAACUUUGAAAUAUGUUGAAAUUCCUAACGUAUCACUUCCUUAUAUUCCUGGUUCUUCCAUCUGUCUUCCUCAACUUACGGAAUUAGAAUGUUCUACUUAUAAAUCUCCAAAAUUAUUCGUUGAUCUUGCACAGGUUGUUAAAGAUCUUGUGAGAUUAGUAAUCAAUCUAUGUGAUGAAGAUAAUAAUGGUUUAAUUUCUUUGAUAACCUCACAAAAUGGAUUGAAAGAAGUGAAAUUGGUUUCUUCGGAAGGUAACGAAUGUCCGGGUAUUGGUCAAGCAUUAAUCACACAAGCAACUACCUUAAUUAGUAUUGAGUUCGAGGAGAAUUUAUGUUUACAACCGGAACAUCUUUCUACAUUAACAAAUUUAAAAAGAUUAUCAAUCGAUUUAGAAGAAGAUAAUUCUGGGUUAAACUUAUUAGAAUCAGUGAAUUUACCUAAAUUAGAAAUUUUAGAAGUUGAAUAUGUUAGUUUUUGGUAUUUUAAUGAAGUAUUUAAAGAUUUGGAGGAAUUCUUAACUUGUAGUAUUCAACUUAAAGGUAUUAAUAUAGAAGCAGUAAUCGAUGAAAAUGAUAAUAAUAGUGAAGAAAAUUGGUUGGAUUCAUGUGAUGUAUUGGGGUUAAUCGUAAAUAAAGCAUCAACGAAUUUAGAAGAAAUUGUAUUGAGUGGAGCAUGGAAUUUAUCAUUAGAAGAUCUUCAAGAUUUCUUGGAAGGUUGGAGAAAACGAAAGUCAUUAUACUUGAGAAUAUCAAUUAAUUUCGAAUUGACAAAUGAACAUAUAGAAAUGCUUAACGAUUAUGAAGCGAUUGGUUUAUUAAAAGGUUGGUCAAGAUGGUAA